Molecule: messenger RNA, 1234 nt
Organism: Contarinia nasturtii (swede midge)
Lineage: Eukaryota; Metazoa; Arthropoda; Insecta; Diptera; Cecidomyiidae
Product: beta-1,3-glucan-binding protein-like
Exons: 6
Coding region: 89-1171 (360 amino acids)
Biological process (GO): carbohydrate metabolic process
Molecular function (GO): hydrolase activity, hydrolyzing O-glycosyl compounds
Source: RefSeq, a predicted model, not a curated record
UGCUCGUAUUGAAUAGUAUUUAACUGGGUUUAGUUACAAGUUUGUCAGUUCGAUCUAAACCGUGAAACGUGAAUAUUCUCAGAAGGAAAUGCUUUCAAUUUUUAUGCUGUUAUGCAUCUCAGCAAUUUCUAUUGCUGAAGAUUGCAAGCCAACAAUCACAACGUCAAGUGGUUUUGCUGCACCCACCAAAAUGUGUGCGGGCAAUUUAAUUUUUGAAGAAACGUUCGAUAGUUUGGACAAAAACAAGUGGCAACCAGAAGUAUCUAUCUGGGGCGGUGGUAAUGGCGAAUUUCAAUGGUAUGUGUCAGACGACGAAAAUAGCUUUGCAAAUGGUGGAAAACUGCAUAUAAAACCAACAUUAACUGCAAAUAAAAUUGGUUACGAUGCCGUUGAAAAUGGCUACGUGCGUUUAGACGAUUGCACCGAUCCAAAUAAAGAACAUUGUGAGCGUCGCGCUGGUGGAGAUAUCAUUAUAAAUCCAGUUCGAAGUGCACGUUUAACUACGGCAAAGUCAUUUUCAUUCAAAUACGGUCGCGUAGAAGUUAUUGCAAAAACACCGCAGGGUGAUUGGUUGUGGCCAGCUAUUUGGCUACUACCAACGCAAUGGAAAUUUGGUGAAUGGCCACGUUCAGGUGAGAUCGAUUUGAUGGAGUCACGUGGCAAUGUUAAAUAUGGAAAUGAAGAUCAAAUUGGCGUUGAAACGGUUUUCUCAACGCUGCACUUUGGUCCACGCUGGGAUCAAGACGCCUAUAGAACUGCAUCAUAUUCACGAAGCAAUGCAUCUGGAUACAAUAAUGAUUUCCAUAAAUAUGAAUUCCAUUGGAAUGAAAAUGGAAUAAAAUUCUUUAUUGAUGGUACUGAACUCGGUUUUGCUGAUGUUGGUGAAGGUUUUUGGAAACGUGGUGGAUUUAGCGGUGAUAAUAUUUGGGCAUCUGGUACAAAAAUGGCACCAUUUGAUGAAGAAUUCCAUUUUCUCAUUAAUUUGGCUGUUGGCGGUACAAAUGGUUAUUUCCCAGAUGUAUGGAAUCAAAAUGGUAAGAAACCAUGGGAAAAUCACUCAUCAAAGGGAAUGAAAGACUUUUGGAGAAAUCGAUCACAAUGGCUCAGAUCGUGGCGAGAUAGAGAAAAGUCGUCAUUAAUUGUUGAUUCCGUCAAAGUGUGGGCGCUUUAAAAUGUUAUUCAUUAAUAUUCCAAUUUUUAAUGACAAUCGUAAACAAAUUUAAGUGAGAACAAA